This is a messenger RNA of Cylicocyclus nassatus, 885 nucleotides long. Lineage: Eukaryota; Metazoa; Nematoda; Chromadorea; Rhabditida; Strongylidae. The record is from the annotation of a GenBank genome assembly.
AUGAACCGCACUUUACUGUUCGACGUGCCUGACUUGUAUCAGGCCAUUGAUAGCAUCAUAACCAUAUCGGAAUUGAGGUUUCUUGACUUGUCUCAAUCAUCGCGCAUACAGGACUUUACCGUUGCCUUCCCCACGAACGAAUGGCUCAAGGAUUAUUCACGCCCGUUUGUUUCCCAUCGGGCAAAGGGCAUCCCAGAGGAUUUGAUACUCUCUUGCCAAGUGGUUGGAAUCGAUCCGACCUAUGGCUUUCCACGAAUCUGCGACCAAACUGCCUCGAUCCGUGUUUUUAAGGACAAUGCAUCUGACUGUAAUCGGCCUCAGCUGGCCACAAUCACCACAUCUCACCGGAAGAGGACUGUUCAUAAGCAUAAAGAGAGAUGUCCAUGGUGUCCUGAUCCAUCAGAAGUGACUGUAGUUCAGCAAACGUUGCCCGAUGAUGUCCCGUCAGCAGAUCCGACUUCAGUAUUUAUGCGGUUGUUAGGAGACGACACCAUCAUGCCUCUAUCCAUGCUGGUUCUGGCAGGAACUGCUGUCAUUUCAUCGCUUGGCAUCGCUUGUGUCCUCAUAGCUUUCCUGCGUUUGAAAAGAUCCAAUCGCCAAUUUCCUUCGAAAUCACUCUCUCAACCACGUUCUCGGUCAAAUCUGGUAAAAAUACCAAUUAGAGAUGCGCCAUGGGAACAGACGCGUCCUACCUACUGGCUGUCGUCUUCAUCGAAAUAUGAAGCCACAACGACUUCGCCGCUCGAGUCGGUUUCGUCUAUAGGCACGCGAUCGUCACUGGAUGUUCCGAGCUACCGAUCCAAAGUUACGAUACCACGAGAGCACCUCUACCACCAAAUUCCUCCAAAUUCAUCGGUGGAAUCUGAGCAAGAACCUGGCAAGUGA